This is a messenger RNA of Bathycoccus prasinos, 1077 nucleotides long. RefSeq lists its product with no specific name. Gene Ontology annotation, molecular function: protein binding. NCBI's taxonomy places the organism in Eukaryota, Viridiplantae, Chlorophyta, Mamiellophyceae, Mamiellales, Bathycoccaceae. The record is from RefSeq and is a predicted model, not a curated record. The transcript has a single exon. The coding region runs from base 1 to 1077 and encodes 358 amino acids.
AUGCAGACGUUUUUUUGGUGGUGGGAGUGUCUUCCGUCAUCGAACUCUCUUUAUCUUCUUUCUCUUCUUCCUCGCAACGCGUUUGUCACGAGGAGUUCCAUCGUGUAUCCAUUUUUGUGGCGAAUUUUCCUCAGUGUAAAGAAGAGAAAAACUCGUCUCUUUUUAGUACCUAAACGCAUCUUCAUGACGUCUGGAGAAGAAGAAGACGGAGGAGGAUCAUCGAGAGCGACGACGAGAAAGACGACAAAGAAGAGGAAGACUCGUACUCACGUUGCGUUUUACGAACGGAGAGAUUCUUUGUGGGACGUGAUCGUGAAGUGGGACGAUAUUUGUUUCAAACACAUUCUUCCGAGAUUGAAUCGAACCGAUGUGAAGAUCUUGUACGAAGUGAAUACAGAGACGAGAAAGUUGAUCAAGAGAUCCUCUCGCAAGAGGGAGUUGAAAAAGAAGUAUAAAGUGAGCGAGAUGUCUUCGGUAUCGACGUUGGACGUCGCGUUGGAGAAUCUAUCGUUGUGGUCGGGUGACUGGGACGAAACAGAAUUCUGCGCGAAAGUUGCUCUAACGAAUAAACUCGAGUUGCUCGAGUGGGCGCGAGAGUGGAUACAUUGUGAUUGGGAUUCAAAUACGAUGAGAAUAGCCGCAGAACAAGGCAAUCUGGAAAUGGUAAAGUAUUGCGUGGCAAAGAAGUGUCCUAUUAAUGGGUGGGCGUGUGCAGAGGCUGCCGGAAACGGUCAUCUCGAGGUACUCAAAUACUUACGCGAAGAAGCCAAAGCGCCGUGGAAUCUUUGGACUGCCGCUUGGGCGGCUCGAAGUGGUCAUCUCCACGUACUCGAAUAUCUUGUCGAGCGUAAAUUUGAGCACUUUGACCGUUGGGCGUAUCGGUGUGCGGCCAAGCCCGGCCAAUUGGACUGUUUGAAGUUCUUACGCGAAACCGCCAAAGCGCCUUGGGACUCCGAGGCCGUACGAAUAGCGCACGAGAACAAACAAACCGAGUGUUUACAAUACCUCCUCGACAACAACUGUCCUCUCCCACGCAAUUGGCGAUACGAAGGCGGAGAACUGCGCGUACCAGAAUAG